This is a messenger RNA of Wickerhamiella sorbophila, 483 nucleotides long. RefSeq names its product FIT family protein scs3. Gene Ontology annotation, cellular component: endoplasmic reticulum membrane. Gene Ontology annotation, biological process: lipid storage; phospholipid biosynthetic process; lipid droplet organization. The transcript has a single exon. Bases 1 to 483 code for a protein of 160 amino acids. Lineage: Eukaryota; Fungi; Ascomycota; Dipodascomycetes; Dipodascales; Trichomonascaceae. The record is from RefSeq and is a predicted model, not a curated record.
AUGGUGGGCCCGCCCCUAAUGGACCGCAUUUUUGUCUGGACUGGCGGUCAAUGCGUAGCUGCAGCUGUCAAGGCGAGCACUGAAUCCAGCCAAUUUGCAGAGACAAUAGCUACAAGCCAGCUAUGCAGAAAGGUUGGUGGCAAGUGGAUCGGUGGCCAUGACCCUAGUGGACAUUUUUUCUUACUAGUGCACUCUAGUGUUUUUCUUCUUAAUGAGAUCUUACCCCAGAUCGCGCACCAUACCAGCCAUACCGAACCAUUCGAUUGGAGUGUUAAAAUUCCACUCGCCCUUGUUGCAUUUUGGACGUGGAUGCUGUUAAUGACCAGUAUUUAUUUUCAUUCGGUGUUUGAAAAACUCACCGGUUUGAUCUUUGGUUACGCCGAGGUCUAUAUUGUGUAUUACCUUGGCGGCAAGUAUCCGUUCGGCCGUACAUUAGGUGUGCCUGAGACAAAACAGGACAACCUCGUCGAGGAAGCUAUCUAA